AUGUGGGAUCAAUCUCGACUCCAACGGCUUAAACUUUUCGAUACUCCUUUCGUGCCGUCACCGAUUCCUCAAUCGAUCUCCUAUGAUGAUCGGAUUGAUGCCGUUAUAGAUUCCUUGAUGGCGAGGCGGAAACUCUUUUUGAAAGGUGCCAGAGGACGAUGGACGAAGGAGGACGAGUCAAACCUGGAAUGGAAGCAUCCGAUGGAGCUCUCAGAUGAUGAAGUUGAUAUAGAAAAACUAAUGCAGAUCGUGUCGCUCUGA
This is a messenger RNA of Aspergillus melleus, 261 nucleotides long. RefSeq lists its product as uncharacterized. Lineage: Eukaryota; Fungi; Ascomycota; Eurotiomycetes; Eurotiales; Aspergillaceae. The transcript has a single exon. Bases 1 to 261 code for a protein of 86 amino acids. The record is from RefSeq and is a predicted model, not a curated record.